Pyrus x bretschneideri (Chinese white pear) is the source of this 1957-nucleotide messenger RNA. RefSeq names its product pentatricopeptide repeat-containing protein At2g20710, mitochondrial. The transcript is spliced from 2 exons. Gene Ontology annotation, cellular component: mitochondrion. Bases 111 to 1619 code for a protein of 502 amino acids. Gene Ontology annotation, molecular function: protein binding. Lineage: Eukaryota; Viridiplantae; Streptophyta; Magnoliopsida; Rosales; Rosaceae. The record is from RefSeq and is a predicted model, not a curated record.
CUGCCCUUAUUCCUGUCCCGACUCCUCUGAACCUCUGAACAGAAACUGAAGGGAUCUUAAACCCCCAAAACCCAAGCCACACUUCCCCAUUAGCAUUUAGCAGAGAGAGAAUGAAGCUUAAUUGCAUGAGCAAGCUCAUCUCCUUCUCCCUUCAAAACCCUCGAAAAAAUUACACUCUUUUCAAUUCAAUCCGCCCUUCUUCUUCGUCUUCUUCUUCGCCUUCGUGGUCGAAUUCUCUCCAUGACCGCAUAAAGGUCAUCAGAGACCCAAAAGCCUCAGUUCUGCCGGUGCUGGAACAAUGGGUCAGUGAGGGUCAGGCUGUUGAGAAGCAGCAGCUUCAGUCGCUCGUUCGGCUCUUGAAGGACUUUAGACGCUUCAAUCACGCUCUUGAGAUAUCCCAAUGGAUGACGGAUCGUAGGUAUUUUGAUUUAUCUCCAAGUGAUGCUGCUGCUAGAUUGAACUUAAUCCACAGAGUUCAUGGACUAGACCAUGCAGAAAAUUACUUCAACAAUCUGUCAAAAAGUUUAAAAUCGCUUAACGCAUAUGGCGCCCUUCUAUGCAUUUAUGUGCAAGAGCGGUCUGUUGAGAAAGCGGAAGCGACCAUGCAGAAGAUGAAGAAGAUGGGUAUGGCAAAAACCUCAUUCCCUUACAACAUGUUGAUCAAUCUUUACUCCCAAAAUGGACAAUAUGAGAAGAUCAACAUACUGAUGCAAGAAAUGGAAGAGAAUGGAAUUCCAAUUGACAAGUACACGUUGAGAAAUCGAAUGAUGGCAUAUAUUGCAGCAUCUGACAUGCCUGGGAUGGAAGCUAUCCUAAAUAGGAUGGAGGAAGAUCCAAACUUAAUUGUCGACUGGAAAAUAUAUUCAAUGGCAGCAAAUGGGUAUCUAAAAGUCGGGUUAACAGAGAAGGCUAUUUCAAUGCUGAAGAUGCUGGAGGGAUUGAUGCCUCUUCAAGGGAGGAAAUCAGUAGAAUUUCUUCUGACUCUUUAUGCAAGUACUGGCAAUAAAGAGGAGCUCUACAGAGUUUGGGAUACAUACAAGCCAUCGAAUGAACCAGUGGAUGUACCAUAUGGCUGCAUGAUCUCAUCUCUGGCAAAGUUGGAUGAUAUUGAGGGGGCUGAAGGGAUAUUUGAGGAAUGGGAGUCACAAUGCAAAAUAUACGACUUUCGGGUGCUGAACAGGCUUCUUGUUGCCUAUUGCAAAAGGGGUCUUUUUGAUAAGGCAGAAUCAGUUGUAAACAAGGCCACGGAAGGAAGAAUCCCUUAUGCCGGCACAUGGAAUGUGUUAGCAAUAGGUUAUACAGAGAAGCAGCAAAUACCUAAAGCAGUUGAAAUGUUGAAGAAGGCACUCUCAGUUGGUAGGCGAGGCUGGGUGCCGCAUUCCCCAACUUUGACGGCCUGUUUGGAUUAUUUGGAAGGGCAGGGAGAUAUUGAAGGAAUUGAAGAGAUAAUAAGUUUACUAAAAAACUUGGGUCCUUUGUCCGAGGAUUUGUAUCACAGACUUCUGAGGGCUAGUGUUGCAGCUGGAAAAUCAGUUGCUAUAAUUCUUGAUCAGAUGAAAGUGGAUGGGUUUACUGCUGAUGAAGAAGCAUAUAAGGUCAUUGAAACAAGCCCAAGUUAGCUUUUUGGAACUCCUCUCAUUGUGAGAGAAAUGGAGAAGUUUCAAAAGAUUCAGCAGAACUUUAAAUUCCAUAGAACAAUCGCUAAACAACUCCAGUGGGAAUUUUCUUCUUGCUAGAUCUCACAUUCACAUCAAAUUCAUAAAGACAUGAGCCGGUUGCAGAUCAUCAAGUAAUGUUGUCAAACAAUUCAAUUUUUUUACUAGAGUUGGGAUAUUCUGUACUUGGUCUCACUAUUAUGGUUAUAUUAUCAAGUAAGUCAUCCUAAUUGUUAACGGCUUUCAAUUUUAUCGGUGUUUUAUAAUCAACAUGUUAGUAUUUUGUUGUAAUUUAUGUUCAA